ACUAGCCGCUUAGCGCGCCUAGGGGGGACAGGAUGGCUAAGCGUGGACUUCUUAGCGAGUCAGCCACGCAACAUUUUAUAAAGUUCAUCUCUUAAAUUACCAAAUCGUCACCGAAUACUUAUAUCAACGCAGUGGAUGCAUCCAACGGUUAAAAUCGGAGGACUUCUUUAUUAUACAUAAAUGUUUCAAUUGAAUUCAAAUUGUAAAUCAAAAAAGUGGCAGGGGCUGAAAGCAAAUGAGUAGCUAAUCCAGAAAAAUGUAAAAUGCCGCCAACGCAACAAACUCAGUUGUUGCUGAACAUUUCCAUCAAUAAAAGUACCGAUGUUACGUUAACUAGCGUUUCCACCUCAAUUAGCACAGUUGUACCUGCCUCUGUAAUAACUACCGCUUUCGUCACUACAUCUACAAUUAAUAGUAGCCAGCGGGAAACUCUCGAUGAGUGCAGCAACUCUGUAGAUGCUGAAAAGGUAUACUGGAGUCAUUUCGGUAUACAGCUAGCUGUUCCAGAGUUGGAGGCCAUUCUCACAACAAUUGUACUCUCCGUUAUAAUUGUGCUAACCAUAAUUGGAAACAUACUAGUCAUUCUAAGCGUAUUUACCUAUAAGCCCUUGAGAAUAGUUCAAAACUUUUUUAUUGUAUCAUUAGCAGUGGCAGAUCUCACAGUUGCAUUGCUCGUAUUGCCGUUCAACGUAGCUUACUCGAUUCUCGGUCGAUGGGAAUUCGGUAUUCAUGUUUGUAAAAUGUGGCUUACAUGUGACGUAUUAUGCUGUACUUCGUCAAUACUAAAUUUAUGCGCAAUUGCCCUAGAUCGAUACUGGGCCAUAACAGAUCCAAUUAAUUAUGCACAAAAGAGAACAGUAGGACGAGUUCUACUUUUGAUAGCUGGUGUGUGGAUUUUGUCUUUAGUAAUCAGUUCACCACCGCUUGUAGGUUGGAAUGACUGGCCAGACGAAUUUACCAGCACCACUCCUUGUGAAUUAAACUCAGAUCGUGGUUACGUGAUAUACUCAUCAUUGGGAUCAUUUUUUAUUCCGUUAGCUAUUAUGACUAUUGUAUACAUCGAAAUCUAUAUCGCAACCAGGCGACGAUUACGGGAGCGUGCCAAAGCUUCGAAAAUAAAUACUAUGGCAAGGAAAAGUGCAGACAUUGAGACAGUGAUCUUGAGCAACGCAAAUGAAAGACAAGAAAACUAUGAUUUCAGUUCUCUGUGCUUGGCCAUGUUGAGUUGUGGAAAAGUUUCGACUCAACCCACAUCCGCUAUCAAAAUACAAAAUGAUCAAGACUCUAUAAGUAGUGAGGCACAUGUAAAUAACGAGGCACUAACUAAGGAUAAUAUUCAAGAAAUGGAGCAGCGUGUAGUUCCACAACGAAAGAAACCUCGCCGUGCGAAAAUAAAAGACUCCAUUAAACAAAGAAAAAUGCGAGCACGCAAGAACAAACAGGGCGACGGCGAUAAACCUUAUGGCAAUAAAACUCCCGCUGUUGUGGAUACAAUUGGAGCAGAACAGAUACUGGUUGUGGUUGGUGAAAACAAAUGCUUAGAAAAUAGCGAGAUUUUAGCUGGCAAUAACAGUGAUCAUAAAGGAGGCACAGGCGGCACAGGGCCAAUCGAUGUGAUCAAUGACGAAAAUACACCGCCGCAAUCAUCGACAGGCGCCACCUCAUCGGCCCCACCGUUGCAGAAAAAACCUGCCGGUGUAUACCAGUUCAUAGAAGAAAAACAGAAGAUAUCGUUGUCAAAGGAACGACGAGCGGCACGCACACUAGGCAUUAUUAUGGGUGUAUUUGUUAUAUGUUGGCUGCCCUUCUUUCUGAUUACGGCAGUAAAACCCGUUGUUACAUACAUAUGAAGCACUGGCCUGGUGGAAAGAAGCUAAGCAAGUAAACGCAAGUGCGUACCUGUCCAACGGAUGCCCCUCAAGUCAUCACAGGCAUUUCUUGUUUGUCUAUUCUGAUUGAAAAAGAGGCCUGCUGGAGCGCCCUACGGCUGUUCAAUAGAAUCAGAAAGAAAAGUGGAGAUCUUCGGGGUCAUUUGGAGGUUCUCGAGCUAUUCCUGGAUGAUCCCGAGUAAUUUCUUCUACAAACCUUACAAGGACAGAAUUCGUGAAAGGGACCGCUGUGAAGCGAUAAUAACUAUGAUUGCCGAAGGGUAUACCGAUGGUGCGAAGAUGGACGACGGGAGUACUGUGGCAGACGUACAUGGACCUUGGCAUCAAGGCUUUUGGGCAGCUGUAAAACUCUUUUAAACCACCUGGAAACCCACAAUAACAUUACGAUUUAGGUAAUGUGUUCAGAUCUCUCAAAGAAUGCAGCCCAAAUGCGUUUGCAUGGUUCGGAGCCUUUUUUAGGCUAGUUGAGGAAACCCCACGUGUCACGAAUAGCAGAAUGAUACACCGUGGGGAACGAUUAUCUUCUCCAUCCAAAAUUUGGAACAUGGCACCCUCCAAAGUGCUUAACUUCAUAAAUACCCGGAGGUGGGAGUGAUUACAAUUAGGGUUUAGAACAAUAGAUAUUCUUUGAUCGCAGCGGGAGUAUUUCCGAAGUAAUAACAAUAAUAAUAAUACUCAUGUAUGUGUAAAGCUAACAUGCAUUUCUAUAAGUCUGUACAGUAAAAUGAAUCGUUAU
Rhagoletis pomonella (apple maggot) is the source of this 2625-nucleotide messenger RNA. RefSeq names its product tyramine/octopamine receptor (gene Oct-TyrR). The record is from RefSeq and is a predicted model, not a curated record. Gene Ontology annotation, cellular component: membrane. Gene Ontology annotation, biological process: adenylate cyclase-activating adrenergic receptor signaling pathway. The transcript is spliced from 3 exons. The coding region runs from base 264 to 1850 and encodes 528 amino acids. Lineage: Eukaryota; Metazoa; Arthropoda; Insecta; Diptera; Tephritidae. Gene Ontology annotation, molecular function: octopamine receptor activity.